Messenger RNA from Caenorhabditis auriculariae, 854 nucleotides. Lineage: Eukaryota; Metazoa; Nematoda; Chromadorea; Rhabditida; Rhabditidae. The record is from the annotation of a GenBank genome assembly.
AUGAUUACGCUUACUGAGAACCAGAAACGCUAUCUUCUCUGGGCGGUCAGGAGAAACUUGCCCUCUUGGGACGGCAGGGUUUACGGAAUGUCCGAGUUCAUUUGGUGGAAAGAGAUCGCUAAAAUAUGCAACGAGAAAUUCCGGGAAUCCUACCAAAGUUCGUUUGGUCCAUCAAAUAUUCAGGGAGAUCUAUGAAAAAAACCAAAAAUUGACUAGUUUUUCGAUUGGACACAAAUUUAAGCAAAAUUUGUACUCGAAAAUAUCCUUAGUGAAUAGAAAAGAACAACUAUAUUUGCAGUCGAAGAAUACACUGUCGCUUGGAGGGCUGCCUGUCCCAACUAUGAGGAAUAUCUGCGAACGAGCACCAGAGAACCGCCGCCAUCGUUUCUCAACUACACCACUCCUCCUCGAAUGAGUUGGUUGUUUUGUAACUUUUUAGUUGAAUUCUCCGAAAUUCAUCAAAAAAGAACAAUUAUCUAACAAGGGCUAUAUUCCAGCCGCAGUUUCCGGUGAAACAUGGUUGUCGUAUUUGAUAAGACCUACCUUCUCGCUUUUUCCCGACUUCUGAAGCUUCAAAACCUUCAAAUGACGUUUUCUUGCUUUCUCUUGUCAUAGAAUUAAAAGGUCUUGAAGAACUUUCUAGCCGAGUUUUAUUAAAAGUUCAACCGGGGGGCUAAAAGACCUUCCUUUUUAGAUUGUUAAUAAAACUCAAUAAAUAAUUUUCUUAUCAAGAAAGACAAGAAUCAGCACCUGAUAAACAAACUCCUUUUCAUUUUGAGUUACACAGAAUUUCAGGUGCGUCCGAUAUCGAUCCGAACAACAACACUCAAUACUACAACCCAAAUCGCCGUUAA